AUGGCACUUACCAUUGUUAUCCUCCGGCUGGCCGUCUGCAUCCUGGCAUUUCCCAUGUACCUGCUGGACUUUCUGGACUUGUGGAACUGGAUAGGCAAACAGUGGUUCCCCUACUUCCUGGCAAGGUUCACUGUGACGUACAACAAACAGAUGGCAAGCAAGAAGCAGGAGCUCUUCAGCAACCUGUGGGAGUUCACAGGCCCCUCUGGGAAACUCUCCCUGUUGGAGCUGGGCUGUGGCACCAGGGCCAACUUCAAGUUCUACCCCUCUAGAUGCCAGGUGACUUGUGUUGAUCCCAACCCCAGCUUUGAGAAGUUCUUGAUCAAAAGCAUUGCCCAGAACCCACACCUGCAGUUUGAGUGCUUCAUAGUGGCUGCCGGGGAGAACAUGCACCAGGUGGCCACAGGCUCCAUGGAUGUGGUGGUCUGCACCCUGGUGCUCUGCUCGGUGAAGAACCAGGAGCAGAUCCUCCAGGAAGUGUGCCGAGUGCUAAGGCCGAUGAGUAUGGACUGA
Budorcas taxicolor (takin) is the source of this 513-nucleotide messenger RNA. RefSeq names its product putative methyltransferase-like protein 7A. Gene Ontology annotation, molecular function: S-adenosylmethionine-dependent methyltransferase activity. The coding region runs from base 1 to 513 and encodes 170 amino acids. The transcript has a single exon. The record is from RefSeq and is a predicted model, not a curated record. Lineage: Eukaryota; Metazoa; Chordata; Mammalia; Artiodactyla; Bovidae.